Messenger RNA from Paramecium pentaurelia, 1068 nucleotides. The record is from the annotation of a GenBank genome assembly. NCBI's taxonomy places the organism in Eukaryota, Ciliophora, Oligohymenophorea, Peniculida, Parameciidae.
AUGCUUAAACUAAAUUAACAGAUACUUAUAAGAAGUACCCAUGUGAAUUGUAACUAACCUUUCUAAUAAUUAAAUCAUCAGGACUCCUAUUCAAAAAUACAUAUAAUACCAAAUAAUAGAAAAAAAUCAUCAGAACAUAUACUUCAGAAAUAAAACAAUAAAGGUGAAAUUCAUUUUCAAGAUAGAAAGAAACAGAAUUCUAUUCCAGAUAUUUUAUAUCUCUAAUCCAACUUUAUAAAAUGUCAUACUCAUACUAAUAAUCAAAUAGAUAAUAAGGAUUAUGAAAUCUAAUCGAAAAAACAAAAGACAUUUCACAAUUAAGAUAUCUCUCCAAAAAGAAUAAGUUAAGAUGCAUCACCUUUAUAAAAUAUUGUUAUAAAUCGAAAAAGAAAUUGUGUUAGUGAAAAUAAAAAAGAAUUAUUCAAUGAGAAUGAAUUAUAAAAAAAACCUAAAUAAAAGGUUCAGAAUCAUUUACAGAUAUUUAAUUAGGAUUAUGAUUAACCAUCAAAUCGAAUAACAUUUUAAGCUUCAACCUAUAUAGAUGAUGGUAAACUAAUUCUAAAAUCAAUUGAGACUCCAGGUACAGCUUAGUUUAUGUAAUCAAAUAAAGAUGAUAAUUUUGUAUAUCUUAAUGAAAAUAUAUAAUAGAAUAUAGAAUAUGAUUGCUAUCCAGAAUAAUAAAUAUAAUAACGUAAGUUAUCUUGUUAAGAAGAUACUUUUAUGCCUGUUUAAAAAACAAUUCCAACAAAAAAACCCUACUUUUAAUCAAAAAAAGGGAAUUAAGAUCACUAUAGUAUAUUAGAGUGUAGAAAAAUCAUGACUAUUUUAGAUAAAUAGUAGGAUCGAAUAUUUGAAUCAAUUGGACUAAAUUCAAGUGAAAUACAACAUUCUCCAAGUAGUGAUGGAUUAAAUAAAACUCUAAAGUUUGAUGAUCAAAUCAAAAAAAAUUAAGAAUCUAGAUUUAUAUAAUAAUAAAAAUUGAUUUAAUCAAAGAGAAAUAUUAUUAAAGAUGAAAAUCAACCAUAUUGGAAACUAAGAGAAAUUAGUCAAUGCAAAAAGAAAAGAUGA